Galeopterus variegatus (Sunda flying lemur) is the source of this 1103-nucleotide messenger RNA. RefSeq names its product protein FAM198B-like. The record is from RefSeq and is a predicted model, not a curated record. Gene Ontology annotation, cellular component: Golgi apparatus. The transcript has 2 exons. The annotation marks the transcript as partial. NCBI's taxonomy places the organism in Eukaryota, Metazoa, Chordata, Mammalia, Dermoptera, Cynocephalidae.
GUUUUUCAUUUUCAGAUUUAUAAUCGCUUAGAUACAAACUGCUGUGGAUUCAGACCUCGCAAGGAAGAUACCUGUGUACAGAAUGGAUUGAGACCAAAAUGUGACGACCAAGGUUCCACAGCUCUAGCACACAUUAUCCAGAGAAAGCAUGACCCAAGGCAUUUGGUCUUUAUAGACAAUAAGGGUUUCUUUGACAGAAGCGAAGACAAUUUAAACUUCAAAUUAUUAGAAGGCAUCAAAGAGUUUCCCAAAUCUGCGGUUUCUGUUUUGAAGAGCCAGCACUUACGGCAGAAACUCCUUCAGUCUCUGUUUCUUGAUAAAGUUUACUGGGAAAGUCAAGGAGGUAGACAAGGAAUUGAAAAGCUUAUCGAUGUAAUAGAACAGAGAGCCAAAAUUCUUAUCACCUACAUCAAUGCACAUGGGGCCAAAGUAUUACCUAUGAAUGAAUAACAAAAGGAUAUAUUGGCCAGACUGCUGGAUAUAUUUAUGCCUUUUUGUUUUUGUUUUUAAAUCAAGUACAUUGAUCUCAAGUCCUUUUAGGAAUGAAGCAAUGUAGAUGAAUAUAUGAAAUAAGUGAAUUUGACCAAAUAGAUAUGAUGGGCCUGAGCAACAUAUGCAGAUUUUUAGAAGGUUUUAAAAAACAUAAUGCUCAAAAAAUUUUGUUUAUAUUUUUCUCUAACUUCAUGUGGGUGUCAACAUCUGAUUACAGAAUAGUUCCAGUUAUUGUUCUAACUAGCUUUUAAAAACAUUUGUCAUGUUGUUUAAUAGAACAGUAUAAACUAUUCCAUUGUUAAACCAUAUUUUAUACCAUUUUGACUGGUCUGACCAAAUAAUAACAAGACUGGGUUCUUGACUUUUUCUGUUGCUGAUUGUUAAAACAGAGCAGUCCCAAUACUACCCAGAGGCAACUCUACAUUGAAAAACUGAGACACAUAAUCUACAAAAGUAUCAGAGCCUAGAGUAGAUUAUAAAUGGAAAUAGUGGUUUAUUUUCAAACUCAGCAGUAUAUUUUCUAUUGUAUCUAUAAACAGUCAUCUGAGCAGUAAGAAUCAUAUUUUCCAUUCCUUUUGAGAAAUUUAUCUUGCUGUUAGUAUAGAAACCAU